GAGGAUGAGACUGUACCAUAUUCCACUGGAUUUGUAGUUCGUCGCUCCGCGAGCUCCCGUUGAGUCCUAGUGUCCCGCCCGCCGCGGGGAACUACAACUCCCAUGAAACCCGCGCAGCGCUUACUGUUCAUAUCAAUAUGGCUUCUGUCAGUCAGACAAAGGCGAAUCGGUUUUUGCCUUGAAAUGAAAUUAAGUUAGAGCAGGGUAGCGGCAGAGUCGGACGUCGUCCAGUUUGGCCGGUUCAUGUCUGCUGACGGGGAUUAAAGAAAGCAGCUCAAACACUGACGGUUCGGUUGAAUAAAUGCUGCGGUGCACGGAGGCCCCGCACGCGCACGAUCAGAAUGUCCCAUUAUACAGAUGAGCCUCGUUUUACCAUUGAGCAGAUCGACUUGCUGCAGCGUCUGCGUAGGAGUGGCAUGACGAAGCAAGAGAUCUUGCAUGCCAUGGACACUCUCGACCGGCUGGACCGCGAGCACGUCGAGAAGUUCGGCCAUCGGCACGCACACGGCGGAAACGGGGCGGGGGGCGUCGCCGGUAAUGCCAGCAACUCCACCACCUCUUCCAACUCCUGCACUACCUCCUCUAACAACCUCACAGCCUCUACGUCGAGAACCUCUACGGCCACGCAGACUAGUUACCGUGGCAACAGCCUCUCCCCGUCCCAUAGCAACAGUUACGAUACCUCCCCGCCUCCCGCGGCCCCCACCCCCAUGCCUGUAGUGGUGCCCACGAUCCAAAACGGGCGGGACGUCCUCGCUGCCAUGCCCAAUGGGAAGCUCUCUCCACCCCGUUUUGUAGUAAGUAACGCCUCGGCACGGGCCUUCGGGUUCGAGCUCCCUGAUGAGGAAGUGGACGUCGAUGACAAAGUCGAGGAGCUCAUGAGAAUGGACAGCGCUAUAAUUAAAGAAGAAAUUAAAGCUUUCUUGGGGACCCGGCGAAUAUCACAGGCUGUCGUUGCCCAAGUUACAGGUAUCAGUCAAAGCCGAAUCUCUCAUUGGCUACUUCAGCAGGGUUCAGACCUCAGUGAACAGAAGAAAAGAGCUUUCUACCGCUGGUAUCAACUGGAGAAAACUACACCCGGUGCGACGCUAGCGAUGCGGCCCAACCCCAUGGCACUGGAGGACAUAGUGGAGUGGCGCCAAACUCCUCCUCCCAUCAGCAGCACGCCGGGCAGCUUUCGCCUGCGGCGCGGCAGCCGCUUCACCUGGAGGAAAGAAUGUCUGGCGGUGAUGGAGAGUUAUUUCAAUGACAACCAGUAUCCCGAUGAAGCCAAACGAGAGGAAAUUGCCAACGCCUGCAAUGCAGUAAUACAAAAACCAGGGAAAAAGCUUUCAGAUCUCGAGCGCGUCACAUCGCUGAAAGUUUACAACUGGUUUGCCAACAGACGGAAGGAAAUCAAGAGGAGAGCCAACAUAGAAGCAGCAAUCCUGGAAAGUCAUGGGAUUGAUGUCCAGAGCCCGGGCGGUCAUUCCAACAGCGAUGAGAUUGAUGGAAAUGACUACGGUGAGCAGGUACCUGCUGACCAGGUUCUGGGAAUGAGAGCAGUGGUUCCUGCAGAGGUGACCUGUCAUCACCCACUCAGGAUGAUGCCACCGGACCAAGUGAACACCAGGACCCUAUAGCUUUGGCUGUGGAGAUGGCGGCCGUCAAUCACAGCAUCCUGGCGCUGGCGAGGCAGGGCGGAGCCACCGCUGGCAUCAAAACAGAGGUGCUGGAUGAUGAUUAAGUAUCUUCCCUCGACGUGUCCGUCACGGGUGGCGCGCAGAGGGACGGCGAAGGAGAAAUGUGGGGUUAUUAUAAAAGCCGCACGUGAACCGUUUGCACGUGAACUGAGGAAUGUGGCCGGGUCACGAAUGACCAAAGCAGAGGUUCUGAAGACUGUUAACCCAACAUUCCCCUCUUCCAGCUCCCUCAUACAUGUGACACCUCAAUAAUCUUUUCAUUAUAACAGCUCUCCUAACUACAGCAGGUUCACUAAAAACAUAUCAGCCGUCAUUUCACACUCAGAUAAUGAAUUUAGCCUCUUUUUCGUCUUUCAGGAAGUCUUCUUUGCAGGAUAUAAGAGGUCAGGAUCGUAUUAACCGUUUACUGUCCUUUCUCUCUCUCUCUCCAGGGAAAGUGUGAUGGGAAGCAUAUUCUCUCUCACUUGUUAACUUAUUUCGUUGUGAUGUACAGUACAGUGAAUGCAGGACUGCAUUUGCUGGAAUUCAUUUCAAGUAGCAGGGUCCAAAAUUAACAUGUCGUCAAUUUGCUGUUGGGAUUAAAUAGAGUUAAUGGCCAGUUGGCAGGUAACUUGAUUAGAAGCUGUGAUAUGAUAGAUCAAGGGUCUUCGACAGGGGUCCGUGGUGGUAUUUACGGGGGUUCCUCCAAAUAUAGUUUGAAUUCAAAUUUUUUGUAAAAAUUUAAUUGGGUAUCAAGCAAAAAUGCAUUAAUAGACUAUACCACAAAAUGUUUAGCCUGACCCUCACUCAUGUACAGUAUGUGAUUUUAAUAGUUGCACCAGGGCGAUACAGUUAGACAUUAAAGGAAAACACCACCGUUUUUCAAUAUUUUACUAUGUUCUUACCUCAA
Misgurnus anguillicaudatus (oriental weatherfish) is the source of this 2571-nucleotide messenger RNA. It is a transcript of the gene hmbox1a, whose product is annotated as homeobox containing 1a. The record is from RefSeq and is a predicted model, not a curated record. Gene Ontology annotation, biological process: positive regulation of DNA-templated transcription. NCBI's taxonomy places the organism in Eukaryota, Metazoa, Chordata, Actinopteri, Cypriniformes, Cobitidae. Gene Ontology annotation, molecular function: double-stranded telomeric DNA binding. Gene Ontology annotation, cellular component: nucleus.